This is a messenger RNA of Manis javanica (Malayan pangolin), 6189 nucleotides long. It is a transcript of the gene MYO5B, whose product is annotated as myosin VB. NCBI's taxonomy places the organism in Eukaryota, Metazoa, Chordata, Mammalia, Pholidota, Manidae. Gene Ontology annotation, cellular component: cytoplasm; membrane; myosin complex. The record is from RefSeq and is a predicted model, not a curated record. Gene Ontology annotation, biological process: actin filament organization. Gene Ontology annotation, molecular function: microfilament motor activity; actin filament binding; ATP binding.
CGUCCGCCCCGGCCUGGCAGAGCUCAAAGGUGGUGGCGGCAGUGCCCCGGCCGGCCGCUCCGGUGCGCACCCGCCCCCUCCGGCCGGAGCCCGCGCCGCCUCCCAUACCUGAGCGGGGAGCGGCGCCGCGGCCUCCUCCCCCGCCCUCGCCUCCUGCCCGGCCGCAGCUGCGCCGCCGCCGCGGGAGUAAAGGUCGCGCCGGCCGAGAGCGAGCUGUCGCGGCGCCUCCAGGAAGCCGGUGGGGCAGGUCAGGGGAAAAACAGACGAGAAUCAAACUCUCAGCCCGCCCGGGAAGAUGGCGCUGGGCGCGCCGGCCGCGGACUGAGCGCUGCCAGGGCGGCGAGGGGCCCGGACCCACCGCCCACUGGGGUACGAGUGAGGGCCGUCCGCCGGUCGCGGCUUCCGGGGCUCGGGCCCGGCCCGCGGGGUCAUGUCGGUCAGCGAGCUCUACAGCCAGUACACAAGGGUCUGGAUCCCUGACCCGGAUGAAGUGUGGUGCUCAGCCGAAUUAACCAAGGACUACAAGGAGGGAGAAAAGAGCCUCCAGCUCAGACUGGAAGAUGAGACUAUUCGGGAAUACCCCAUUGAUGUCCAAAGCAACCAACUGCCUUUCUUGCGGAAUCCAGAUAUCUUGGUUGGAGAAAAUGACCUGACUGCCCUUAGCUAUCUACACGAGCCUGCAGUUCUGCAUAAUUUAAAGGUCCGUUUCCUGGAGUCGAACCAUAUCUACACUUACUGUGGAAUCGUGCUUGUUGCCAUUAAUCCUUACGAACAGUUGCCAAUCUAUGGUCAAGAUGUUAUCUAUGCCUACAGUGGCCAAAACAUGGGGGAUAUGGACCCCCACAUCUUUGCAGUGGCGGAUGAAGCCUACAAGCAGAUGGCCAGAGAUGAGAAGAACCAAUCCAUCAUAGUCAGCGGGGAGUCUGGAGCUGGCAAGACCGUGUCAGCCAAGUAUGCCAUGCGCUAUUUUGCCACAGUUGGUGGCUCAGCCAGUGACACCAACAUCGAAGAGAAGGUCUUGGCAUCCAGUCCCAUCAUGGAGGCCAUUGGAAAUGCCAAAACCACUCGCAAUGACAAUAGCAGCCGUUUUGGAAAGUAUAUCCAGAUUGGUUUUGACAAAAGUUACCACAUCAUUGGGGCCAACGUGAGGACCUACCUGUUGGAGAAGUCCAGAGUGGCCUUUCAGGCAGAGGACGAGAGGAAUUACCACAUCUUCUAUCAGCUCUGUGCUGCUGCCAGCCUUCCCGAAUUCAAGGAGCUCUCGCUAACAUGUGCGGAGGACUUUUUCUAUACGUCACAAGGAGGAGACACGUCCAUCGAGGGCAUGGAUGAUGCUAAGGACUUUGAGAAGACUCGACAAGCCUUCACACUCCUUGGAGUGAGAGAGUUCCAUCAGAUAAGCAUUUUUAAGAUAAUUGCUUCUAUCCUGCACCUUGGAAAUGUGGACAUUCAAGCUGAGCGUGAUGGUGAUUCCUGUGGUAUAUCACCCCAGGAUGAGCACCUCAACAACUUCUGCCGACUGCUGGGGGUGGAGCACAGUCAGAUGGAGCACUGGCUCUGCCAUCGUAAGCUGGUCACCACCUCGGAGACCUACGUCAAGACCAUGUCCCUGCAGCAGGUGAUCAAUGCGCGCAACGCCUUGGCCAAGCACAUCUAUGCCCAGCUGUUCGGCUGGAUUGUGGAGCACAUCAACAAGGCCCUGCACACCUCUCUCAAGCAGCACUCCUUCAUUGGGGUCCUGGACAUCUACGGGUUUGAGACAUUUGAGGUCAACAGCUUUGAGCAGUUCUGUAUCAACUAUGCGAAUGAGAAGCUCCAGCAGCAGUUCAACUCGCAUGUUUUCAAACUAGAGCAAGAAGAAUACAUGAAGGAGCAGAUCCCUUGGACCUUGAUUGAUUUUUAUGAUAACCAACCUUGUAUCGAUCUCAUAGAGGCAAAGCUGGGCAUCUUGGACCUGUUGGAUGAAGAAUGUAAGGUCCCCAAGGGGACUGAUCAGAACUGGGCUCAGAAGCUCUACGCCCGGCACUCCGGCAGCCAGCACUUCCAGAAGCCUCGGAUGUCCAACACGGCCUUCAUUGUCGUCCACUUUGCAGACAAGGUGGAGUACCUGUCGGAUGGUUUUCUGGAGAAGAACAGAGACACGGUCUAUGAAGAGCAGAUCAACAUCCUGAAGGCCAGCAAGUUCCCACUAGUGGCUGACUUGUUUCAUGAUGACAGAGACACUGUCCCUGCCACCACCACACCUGGGAAGGGCUCCUCUUCAAAGAUCCACGUUCGCUCUGCCAGGCCCCUGCUGAAAGCGCCCAACAAGGAGCACAAGAAAACAGUGGGCCACCAGUUCCGCACCUCCCUGCACCUGCUCAUGGAGACCCUGAACGCCACGACGCCACACUACGUGCGCUGCAUCAAGCCCAACGACGAGAAGCUCCCCUUCCACUUUGACCCAAAGAGAGCAGUGCAGCAGCUCAGAGCAUGUGGGGUGUUGGAGACCAUCCGCAUCAGUGCUGCCGGCUACCCAUCCAGGUGGGCCUACCACGAUUUCUUCCAUCGGUAUCGAGUGCUGGUCAAGAAGAGCGAGCUCGCCAACACGGACAAAAAAGUGAUCUGCAAGUCUGUUCUGGAGCGCCUCAUCAAGGAUCCUGACAAGUUCCAGUUUGGCCGCACCAAGAUCUUCUUCAGGGCAGGCCAGGUGGCCUACCUGGAGAAGCUUCGGGCUGACAAGUUCCGGGCAGCCACCAUCAUGAUCCAGAAAACUGUCCGGGGCUGGAUGCAGAAGGUGAAAUACCGGAGACUGAAGAGGGCUACCUUAACUCUGCAGAGGUGCUGCCGAGGACACCUGGCCCGCAGGCUGGCCGAGCAUCUGCGGAGGACCCGGGCAGCAGUAGUGCUCCAGAAGCAGUACCGAAUGCAGAGGGCCCGCCUGGCCUACCAGAGGGUCCGCAGGGCUGUCCUUAUCAUCCAGGCCUUUGCUCGGGGCCUGUUCGUGCGGAGAAUCUACCAGCAGGUCCUCGCUGAGCACAAGGCCACCAUCAUCCAGAAGCAUGUGCGGGGCUGCCUGGCACGCAGACACUUCCAGCGGCUGCGGGGCGCGGCCGUUGUCAUCCAGUGUGCCUUCCGGAUGUUCAAAGCCAAGCAGGAGCUAAAGGCCCUCAAGAUCGAGGCCCGCUCCGCAGAGCACCUGAAACGCCUCAAUGUGGGCAUGGAGAACAAGGUGGUCCAGCUGCAGCGGAAGAUCGAUGACCAGAACAAAGAAUUCAAGACACUGUCAGAGCAGUUGUCGACAGUCACCAGUGCAUACGCCAUGGAGGUGGAGAAGCUGAAGGAGGAGCUGGCCCACUGCCAGCAGAGCCAAGGUCGGGGUGGCAGCCCAAGGCUGCAGGAAGAGGUCGAGAGCCUGCAGACUGAGCUGCAGAGGGCCCACUCGGAGCGCAAGGUCCUGGAGGAUGCCCACGCCAGGGAGACAGAUGAGCUGAGAAAGCGAGUUGCAGACCUGGAGCAAGAAAAUGCUCUCUUGAAAGAUGAGAAAGAGCAGCUUAACAACCAAAUCCUGUGCCAGUCGAAGGGUGACUUUGCCCAGACCUCUGCCAAGGAAGAACAGAGGGCGCAGGAGCUGGAGGAGGAGCGCUCCCGGUACCAGAACCUCGUGAAGGAAUAUUCUCGGUUGGAGCAGAGAUACGACAACCUUCGCGACGAGCUGACCAUCAUAAAGCAAACCCCAGGCCACAGGCGGAACCCAUCAAACCAAAGUAGCUUAGAAUCGGACUCCAAUUACCCCUCCAUCUCCACAUCAGAGGUCGGAGACAGCGAAGAUGCUCUCCAACAGGUGGAGGAAAUCGGUCUGGAGAAAGCAGCCAUGGACAUGACAGUCUUCCUGAAGCUGCAGAAGCGAGUGCGGGAGCUUGAGCAGGAGAGGAAGAAGCUGCAGGUGCAGCUGGAGAAGAGGGAGCAGCAGGACAGCAAGAAGGCACAGGUGGAACAACCAAAAAAUGACCUAGAUUUGGGCCAGGAUGCCGAUCUAGCCUACAAUAGUCUGAAGAGGCAAGAGCUGGAGUCAGAGAACAAGAAGCUGAAGAAUGAUCUGAAUGAACUGAGGAAAGCUGUGGCCGACCAAGCCGCAGAGAGCAGCUCCACCCAUGGCUCCCCGGACAGCUACAGCCUGCUGCUGAACCAGCUCAAGCUGGCCAACGAGGAGCUUGAGGUUCGCAAGGAGGAGGUGCUCAUCCUGAGGACCCAGAUAGUCAGCGCUGACCAACGCCGGCUUGCUGGCAAGAGCACGGAGCCGAACAUCAAUGCCAGGACAAGUUGGCCUAACAGUGAAAAGCACGUAGAUCAGGAAGAUGCCAUUGAGGCCUACCAUGGGGUCUGCCAGACAAACAGCAAGACUGAGGACUGGGGCUAUUUGAAUGAAGAUGGAGAACUCGGCUUGGCCUACCAAGGCCUAAAGCAAGUUGCCAGGUUGCUGGAGGCCCAGCUGCAGGCCCAGAGCCGUGAGCAUGAGGAAGAGGCGGAAGGUCUCAAGGCCCAGGUGGAGAUGCUGAAGGAGGAGCUGGACAAGCAGCAGCAGACCUUCUGCCAGACGCUGCUGCUCUCCCCGGAGGCCCAGGUGGAAUUUGGCGUCCAGCAGGAGAUAUCCCGGCUGACCAAUGAGAACCUGGACCUUAAAGAACUGGUAGAAAAGCUGGAAAAAAAUGAGAGGAAGCUCAAAAAACAACUAAAGAUUUACAUGAAGAAAGUCCAGGACCUAGAAGCUGCCCAGGCAUUGGCUCAAAGUGAGAAGAAGCGCCAUGAGCUCAACAGGCAGGUCACCGUCCAGCGGAAAGAGAAGGACUUCCAGGGCAUGCUGGAGUACCACAAGGAAGAUGAGGCCCUCCUCAUCCGGAACCUGGUGACAGACUUGAAGCCCCAGAUGCUGGCAGGCACGGUGCCCUGUCUUCCUGCUUACAUCCUCUACAUGUGCAUCAGGCACGCAGAUUACAUCAACGAUGACCUCAAGGUGCACUCUUUGCUCACCUCCACCAUCAAUGGCAUUAAGAAAGUCCUGAAGAAGCACAAUGAUGACUUUGAGAUGACAUCGUUCUGGUUAUCCAAUACCUGCCGCCUCCUGCAUUGUUUGAAGCAGUAUAGCGGGGAUGAGGGCUUCAUGACUCAGAACACGGCCAAGCAGAAUGAACACUGUCUUAAGAACUUUGACCUCACUGAAUACCGUCAGGUGCUGAGUGACCUCUCCAUUCAGAUCUACCAGCAGCUCAUUAAAAUCUCUGAGGGCACGUUGCAGCCUAUGAUAGUUUCUGCCAUGUUGGAAAAUGAGAGCAUUCAAGGUCUAUCUGGUAUGAAGCCAACGGGCUACCGGAAGCGCUCCUCCAGCAUGGUGGACGGGGAUAACUCGUACUGCCUGGAAGCCGUCAUCCGCCAGAUGAAUUCCUUUCACACAGUCAUGUGUGACCAGGGCCUGGACCCCGAGAUCAUCCUGCAGGUGUUCAAACAGCUCUUCUACAUGAUCAACGCGGUGACUCUAAACAACUUGCUCCUGCGGAAGGACGUCUGCUCGUGGAGCACAGGCAUGCAGCUCCGGUACAAUAUUAGUCAACUUGAGGAGUGGCUUCGGGGAAGAAACCUUCACCAGAGUGGAGCGGUUCAGACCAUGGAACCUCUGAUCCAAGCAGCCCAACUCCUGCAGUUAAAGAAGAAAACCCCGGAGGACGCUGAGGCCAUCUGCUCUCUGUGCACCGCCCUCAGCACCCAGCAGAUUGUCAAAAUUUUAAACCUGUAUACUCCCCUGAAUGAAUUUGAAGAACGGGUAACAGUGGCCUUUAUACGAACUAUCCAGGCACAACUGCAGGAGCGAAAUGACCCUCAGCAGCUGCUCUUAGACUUCAAGCACAUGUUUCCUGUUUUGUUUCCAUUUAAUCCAUCAUCUUUGACCAUGGACUCCAUCCACAUCCCAGCGUGUCUCAGUCUGGAGUUCCUCAAUGAAGUCUGAAAAGGCCCAUCCAUGUCCAUCGUUGGCUCCAUUCCCAGUGAGAGCAAGAAGGAAAUAUAUACAGUAAAGUGAAUUUGAGGAUGUUAAAUCUUAAAAGUGGAUCAAAUCAGAGAUUGAGAACCUGUGCAGAGUGAACUAUACAGAAUAAGACACAUCUGUCAUUAUUUUUUGUACCUACUGCUCAGAAUAAAAACACUUGAAAUAUGGAA